Molecule: messenger RNA, 5035 nt
Organism: Klebsormidium nitens
Lineage: Eukaryota; Viridiplantae; Streptophyta; Klebsormidiophyceae; Klebsormidiales; Klebsormidiaceae
Source: the annotation of a GenBank genome assembly
AUCAAAGCAUGUAAUUGUACUUGUAAGUUGUAGUGGCUCCCUGAAAGCUAUCACCACAUGGAACAGGAGCUCAUAGGUUUUGUGGUGGCGAUGGAAGGGGGCUCUGGCAGAAUUAUGGGGCGAGUGAUACCCUAAUAGGUAAUUUUUGGUCGAUACUUAGCGUAGCUGCGUCUUGCCCUUAAAAGUUCAAGCAGACGGCAUCGUGACACAUCAUACACAGUAAAGCAUAGAAUGAGAUCCUUUGAACUGCAGGUGAAUGACUAUCGGAGAGCCGCCCUCAAAUUGAGGUCAUUCGAUCAAGAAGAGUCUGCUCCCACGAUCAGAAACGACUCCCAAGCAAACCGUGGGCGUCAAUUGUGUGUCGCGACAGAGAGAUUUCCGUUGCUGAAAAGUGCGCAGAGCUUUUUUGCUCUUGUGAUGGCUUGUGGGAGCAGCUUGCACUCCAUCCCUUCUUAGAUCUGUUUUUGGGCUCAAAAGGCAGCAUGGCAGCUUGGUUGGAGGCGUGGCUCAGCAGAAUUGAAAAUUCCAGAGAAGUCGACCAGAAAAGGGCUGGCUAUGCGGAGAACCUGUGGAGAUUGUUUGAAGGAGAAGUGCAGCCUGAAACAUGGGUGCAGCUUCAGAAGUUGCGAGCUUCCCAAAGGAUGGCUCGGGUGCUGGACAUCCGGUCCAGCCCUCCCCUUGUCAGGCGAUUCGUCGUCAUGGCCCUGUUGUCCAUGGUCCAAGCGGACGCGGCCAGCUCCCAGUCUGGCGGCCACCGUCUGCGCAAUGUCGAGCUGGUGUCCAUGCUGACAGCAGAAUUCAUGAGAAGCGUUGCAGACGAGUCGAGCACGGUGUGGACCAUCCUGGCCGAGAUACUGGCCUUGCUCUUAGAUCCGCAAGUAGAGAAGCAAUCAGGGGGUCAGAGGGUCAAACCCACCACGCUACUCAGAGGCACCAACCUGGAGGAGUUCGCAAAGGCCAUUCGACAGGGGCUGCUUCACCAACCUUCGGAGGUGGUACAAGCAUGCCUGCUGUUACUCGUCAAGGCCUUCCAUGACGCAGCCUUCUGCAGCGCUUUCAUGCAGGUCGGAGGGGUGCACGCUCUGCUGUUGUGCACCAAGAAGAGCCCGUCUGUCUCGAUGACCGCGCUACGCGCCUUGCGCAACCUAGUAGAGCGUGCACCGCACACCUUGCACGUAGGCAAAGUGAUACUCCGGGACUUCGCUACCUUCCUUACGCUGCUCAAGCUGAUGCAGCGCAACAGUGAGAGCGUGCUGAGCCUGGACCUAGCUUACAUCGAGGAAGAGCGCAAGGUGGAGAUUGCUCUCUUCUUCGGCAGCAUGUGCGCGGGCAGCAUGCAGUGCCGGAACCUCCUCCGAAAGGAGCUGUCCCGCUUCCCUACCUGGGCCGUCCUGGCCAGGAGCAGCAUCCUCUCCGCCCUGGCGCAAGCAGAGCCUGCCGCCCUAUGUCAGGUCGUCAUUCCCGGGUCCUCGCUCCCCGUUGUGGCCGCGCCCCAGCCCGCCUCCUACUCCCCGGCCUCCUCCGGAGCGCCCCCCUCCCCUCGUGGCGACCACUCUAGUUACGUCAGCAAUAAUAGCGGGGGCAAUAGCCCUCGGGGGGCCUCUCCCGGGCAACGCUUCGGCUUCGGGGCCGCCGAGACUCUUGCCGCGAAACGAUCCCCCGGGUUCGCCGACCGCUUCUCCCUCUCUCUCGCCACCCAACCCGGUGGCGGCGCCCCCCCUGGGGCGCUCCCCGACGACCCGAACCUCCCCGCUCUCGAAACCGCGAUCGUCUCAGAGGAGUUGCGCUCGCGAGCGCGCGCUAUAUACGAGGCGCUCAAGGCCGCCGUCGAGGUGGCGUUCGACAUCUACCCGACGGACGAAAGCGGGGGCGCCGUCCGACUCGAGCGGCCGCCGGACGGCGUGCUGUCGCGGACGGUGUCCGAGGCCGUGUCCGAGGCACCGGUGUUGGAGAGCCGCGCGCCCCGCAAGAAGUUUUUGACACACCGCGCGCCGGCCAUCACGCAGUCCCCGCUGCUGCGCAUGUCGCCCGGGGUGCGGCAGGCGCUGCUCGCUAUGGCCGCGGACUCGGGACUACAGUCGUCCAGCGUCAGCCGCCCCGCGUCGUCCCUGGGCACCCACCUGGACGACUCAAGGUCGCGCCACGGGGGCGCGUUGAGCAGCGAGGCCAACUUCAGCACGCUCGAGUCGGAGUCGGUGCUCCAACCGCGGCUGGGGUCCACCAUCUUGGUGCAGAAGCAGGAAGGGCGCCGGCGGGCCUCCACGGGCAGCAACUGCGAGCCGUCGUUCGUGCUGGGGUCUCCGCUUAUACCUCUGGACGGGGAGCUGUUCCGGUUCGCGCUGCCGACGUCGCAGCUGGAGGAGGGCACGCUGGCGUCGCUGUGGCGGUGGAGCCAGCAAUGUCUGCGCGACGUGCGCAAGCAGAUGCUCAUUAUGCCCAAGAAGGACUACCCGCGCGCACGGCCCGCGCUGCAAGAAAAGAAGACGCGCAUCCACACGGUGGAGUGCGCCCUGUUCCGGCUGCUGACCCUUGAGCGCAUGCUGGGCACCAAAUUGGUCUGGUCCAAGCUGGAGGAGGCGGCCGCGGGUGGGGGGAUGAUUACGGAGGAAAACAUCGCGCGCUACACCGCGCUCGUCAGCGGCAGCUUCAAGGAGGUCUCCAGCGCGCGCCUCGCGGAGCUGCCCGUCUUUGCGGUGCAGGCCUUCGUGCUUCAGGGCAAGGACGCCCCCACCCAGGCGCUCAGCCUGGCGCUCUCCCGGUGGGCCUCCUACACGCGCGCGCGCAAGAAGCGCGCGCUCCAGCGGUGGUCCGCCGCGGUGCACCGCGAGCGCACGGUGCUGCGCGCGGUGCUCCGCCGCCUGGUGCUCCUGCGGUGGCAGCGGCAGCGCGAACGGCACGCGUUCCGCAUCAUUGCGAACCGCCACAAGCAGUGGCUCGUGCACUCCAAGUGGGAAUCCUGGCGUGGGGCGUACCUCUCGCGAUGCCGCGGCGGCCGCAAGAUCGGCAUCCCGGAGCUGAAGGUGCUGUCGCGCGCGAUGGGCGCGUGGCAGGCGCGCGUGCAGGAGUACCGGCGCAAGAAGGAGCGGCUGCAGCUCGCGCAGGAGUUCCGGAACAAGACGCUCCUCUGGCAGGCGCUCUCGCGCUGGCUAUACUUUCAGGACUGGCGCGCGCACAAGGCCGAACUGCUCCGGACUGCGGAUCUACGGCGCCCGCUGUGGCUGCUCAAGGCCGGUUUUCGGGGGCUGCACGAGAACGUCGCACUCUCGCGUGAAAAGAAGCGCGAGCGCGAGCGCGCAGUGGAAACUGCGCUCUCGCAGUGGGCAAAACAGGCGUCAAAGCACUGCUUUCGAAAGUGGGCACUGCUUCCGGAGCACGCGCGGCAGAAACGAGAGACGAUAAAGGCCGCCCACGAGGCCUUCUGCCGGCUCCUCAAGGCCCGAAGCCUCCGCUGGUGGAACAAGUACCGGUUGCAGCGGCGGGAGGGCGCGCGCAUGAAAGAAGCGGCGUCGCGGUUCCGCGCGCGCGUGCUCUUCCGGCGCACGCGCCUCGCGGCCGCGGAGUAUCAGGAGUACAAAAAGCUGUCCGCCGUCCGGAAGGCCGAACGGGACCACGUGGUGUCCGAGUUUCGGACGCUGACGGGGAAGCGGAAAGCGUUGCGAGGGUUCCGGUGGGCGGUCCGGGAACGGGCGUGGAAGGAGGGCGCAACAACUAGAGCGGCGAAGUGCGCUCGCGUGCACUGUUUGGUGCGCGUGCUGGCGCAGUGGGGGUACUUCGUGGGGCGGCAGCGGCUCGACCGGGAGCACUCGAAGCGGGCCGACGCGCACCGGCGGCGAGCGGCGCUCAGGACGGGGUUUAGGGUUUGGAGGCGCGCGCGCGCGCGGAGGGUUGCGGAGCAGGGGAAGCGGCGGGCUGCUGUAGAGAUGGGGAGAAAGGGCGUGCUCCGGAGGAUGCUGCGCGCGUGGCACGGGUGGCUGGCGGUGCGCGGGGACUCGGAGGUGUGGGACAAGCGGCGGGAGGAGCUGUGUCUCAGAGCCCUGUUCAGAAGCUGGCACGCUUUGGUCGGCCGCCAAAACGCAAUUCGCGAGGCCAUCGCCGCGCGCGACACCCACCCGCUCGCCGACGUCAUGCCCACGUGGCACGACGUGGCGCGCCGGCGGCGCCUCCAGCGGCGCUGCGUCCACCGGUGGCGAGCCGCGGCCGCUGCCGCGGCUUUCCAAACCUGGGCCGAGCGCAUGGCAGAUAUGAGGCGGAAACGCCACCUGCUGGGGAGGGCGAUUCAGCGCUGGAUUGCGGCCCCAUAUCCGUUGAUUCAAGUCGCCCUCCGGUGCUUCGACCACUGGAAGGCGCUCGUCGAGACGAAGAAACGGGUGAACGGGGGAAAAGCGGGAAUGGUCGCGAGGAAAGCGCGACAGACGCGCGGCCGCGUUGUGGCCACGUGGCGGGAGGAGGUGGAGCACAGGAACCGGUUGCGCGUCGCAUUCGGACUUGUGAGCCAUCGGGCAAGGCGCGGGUUGAAGCGGCAGUGUCUGGAGGGCUGGAGGGCGGCUGCUUUAGGAGGGGCACAGGAAACAAUGUCGGAACAGCGAGCUCCCAAAACCACGGAGCGCCCCCAAGUUCAACCUGUACCCGUUGCCUUCGACCCUCCAAGGGAGAGCCGACUUUCGUUCGGUUCUGAGGCCACCGCUGCGGAUGAUGUUGAGUGUGCGGCUGACGAGGAACCGUCGCGGUUCCGCGCUUUGUCUGAUGUGUUGGCCAUCAGCCGCGCUAUCAAAGUCGUGGCGCAGUGGCGGGCGGUGAUCGCUCAGAGGAAAAUGGCGCGGAGCCUGGAGGUGAUAGCAGAGUACCGAGCGACGGACUGCGGUCCGGUGGGAACGGAUACCGGGCAAGUGAACGAACGGACAGAAUUUCCUCAGCACGCGGCAGCAUGACUUGGAGCUAAGCAAAGUUUAGCUCGCAAGAUCUUCCAAGAGUCUACUUCCAAUUGUCCUCAGCAAAUCAUAGAGAAGCGCAUCGCAGUUGGAGCGUUUUGCAGAGU